Messenger RNA from Westerdykella ornata, 1010 nucleotides. RefSeq lists its product as uncharacterized. Bases 491 to 994 code for a protein of 167 amino acids. NCBI's taxonomy places the organism in Eukaryota, Fungi, Ascomycota, Dothideomycetes, Pleosporales, Sporormiaceae. The transcript is spliced from 2 exons. The record is from RefSeq and is a predicted model, not a curated record.
UCGUCAACGACCAUCCUGACGCCCCUUCGAUUGAGGCUGUGCUCCCUGAUUGUCCCGCCACACUGCCAGCACAUCAAAACACUCGUCGCCCUCACCGAGACGUUCAGAGCAGGAGAGCAGAUGCUGCAAUGCCAAAUUUCCGUGUUCGAGUUUUCCUCAGUCGUCAACAACGUCCAUGUUGAAGUGCCGACCAUGUAGUGAGGCAUUUCUGCCUCUCCUGCCGCCCUUCACCCUCGUCUGAGCCGCCAUCACCAAGAGACCCCUCCUACGCACUCCCAUUCGUCAGUUCAAGUGUGCUACCGCUCACCCUGGACGCAUAGCUUUUCAGUCACGUUAUCUCUCUAUCCCGGAAAGGGUAUCCUGAGAUAGGGCACUCUUCCAAUGAGCUGCCACAGAUGGCAUCUCAACGACCGCUGCGAGGAGCGGGGGGUGUUACAACUGAUAUACCACGGAAGCCCAGCCGGUUCUGCUUACCCGUGCUCCGUCCCGUAUGACACGGCCCAUCCCAUGGAUGGUGCUAUCUUGCCAACAGCCAUCUACUGGAUUCUGCCCCGAUAUCACGAACUGCCUCCGUUUGAAGUUUGAACGGAACACCAGACCAAUUUGGAGCAUGCUGCGCCGUGCCGCCUUGUAUCCGGAGUGGCUUCUCGCCGUUGAUGGUUUCCAAUACACCCAUCCGGAGCGAACAGUGCAAGCGUUCCACCUCUUAAGGCGUCCCGUAGGUGGCACAGGGGUGACAGGGAACCCCAAGCAAUAUCUCCCGUCGCCUCCUGGCAUUCGAAUCUGUGAACUGGAGCAGGCGCUGCUCACUGAUUUGACGGAGUAUGCGGGCACCACGGCACGGUACGGGGUGAUCCACCACUAUUGCGCGUAUCCCCCAUCCAUGAACCAUCGCGAGUUCUGGGCCGUGGUGGUAGAUGCCCUUGGGGCUAAACGACUUUGGGAUGGUAUUGUGGAAGUGCUGAUCUACAAGAGAAGAAGUUCUAGCUACUAGUCGACAGUCCGAUUCC